GUCACGGUCCGUUUACACCACAUCCAGUUCUGCUUUUACUUCAUUCUUUUUACGCUUCUUGCAUAUUUCUGUUUGCGAGCGCGGCUCUUUCGAAUUGAUGCUAACUUUGGUUUUUGGUAGGCAAAUUUGUUGCUUUUUUGCAGACUCUGCGGCAUGUCCGGCGGGAGACGCGAGAAAAGACUCGGAUAUUGAACCUUUCAUCUCUCACAGAAGAUAUCCACAUGAAAGAAGAGAUACCAAGUCUUCCAAAGAACUGGAACACCAAACUUAUGACACAAUUACCAGAAAUAAAGCAAAUUAGCUUCAUUUCAGCCCCGCCAUAUCAGCAACAAUCGAAGCAUGCCAUGCAAAAUCUGUGCAAAGAAAUUUGGUUCGGCUCUCCAAGGCAAUCUCUCCUGGCUCUUGAACUGCAGCGUUGCGAGGCUCUAGAUGGACAUAAGCUUAACACGAUGAUUGGGCUUUACCGUAAUUUGCGGGUUCUCGACAUAUCUUUUAUACUGAAUGGGUCUGCCGCCAAAAAUCGAGAAUUUUUAACAAACCUGAGCGCUCCACAGACUUUUCCAUGCCUACGAGUUCUGAGAUUUGCACAUAACCGGCUGACCGACCGGGGAUUUUGUAUCCUAGCUGAAGGCUUACGUACAAGGCUAUAUAGCCUAGAUGUUUCUGGGAAUGCACUAACCGAUGGCAUUGUCCCAUUGCUACUUAGCCGGUUCUUCCACCGAGGUAAUAAUCGUAUUCCACCGGCUAGAAGGAUUGAGGUGGACGGAGCCGGGGUCGAGACCAAGUCUGAAACAAAAGGAGAUCCUGAGCUGUCACGAGUUGCUGCGGAUGAUGAUGAAUUUUCUAGCCUUCCAAUACCGGAAACGAUCUCUGACUGGGUAAAGUAUUUUGACUCCGGAACAACAAGUCUAGACAAGUCAUAUAAGGGGGGCCUUCGUUGUCUCUUUGUUGGAAGUAACAACAUCACCGUCGAAGGAAUGAAUGCCAUUCUCGGCGAAACUCGACUGCGAAUGCUUCAGUGCGGGAGACUAAAGCUGCCACAACAUGGCAAACGACCAGGAAGUCUCGGUAAUGAAGAGGCAAUGGCAAUGGAAGAUCUCUAUAGAUCCUGCAUGUCCCUCAAUGGUAACCUAUGGGGGAACUUGCGAUAUCUGAAAUUGCAUCAUGCAUACAUUACUGGCGACAGCGAACUGCUUGACGACGCACCCAAACCGCAACGCUUCCGUGAUUUUGGCGGGCUUUCAUGGUGGCCAGAGUGGUCAGCGUCCAAGAAGAUUCCAAUUAUCCGACCUCGGGCCAGAUGGGACGAGCUAGAGAAUCUUGAAGUGCUCACAUUAGAGUGGAUCCCGAGUUUUAGCCGCAGAGGCUAUAUGACGAAGGCUUUGCUGCAAUUUCUCCGAGACCUGGCACAGGCUGAGAAACACGGUCGCGAUGAAUGGGAAGACGAAUUGCUAGAUGAGUUUUUCAGCAACGAGGAUUAUAGUGGAAAAGAAGGUUCGGAUCCAGACAACCCGUCGAGCAAACGCCAAAGGAGAAACUCUGCUGGAAGUUGGGUCAGCGUCAGCGAGUCUGACGAUUACCCCACUGAUCAACAGUUCCGAGAAUGGGCAAAAAAGAGAGGUGGAAGAGCAUUUGGCUCGUCUCUUAAAGAGCUCAGACUCCACAUUUCGCUCCACGAUGAUGAUGAGAGUGACAUUGAGGAAGACGACGAUACAUUGGAUGACAUGUACGACCCGAGCUGGGUGAGCGAGGAGUUCCUUGAAGCCAUUGGUUCCGACGACUGGAUGUGGGAAUCUUAUACACGGCUACGAGACCGGUCACUGGAAAAUGAUCCCGCAAUUGAUAAAGCAUUUAAAGAAGCUGCCCGGUGGGCAAAGCGGCACGAUAUGCAAGAUCUCAUCCAUGCCUUAUGGGCGCAUCGCAGUUUUACCCGGUCAGAGGCGGAGCUUGCUGCUCGUCAUCGCAAAGACGGCACUUCAGGUAAAGCCUCUGGUCUUAUUUCUGACUUGAUACCUCACUGGUCCGGUCGCGUUGUUAUCAAGCCACCGAGGGUCGUUGAAGAAGAUGAUUUAUGGAAACAUAAACGACUUGUAGUUUAGCUGUGUGGAUAUAUACAUUGUCCAGCUCAUGUGAGUUGGCGUUACAUGGCAUUAUAUACAAGACUGGCGAACACAUGCUUGUUUAGACUAUUUAUUUCCGGUGGCCAUGGAGAAGAGUCAAUCAGUUUCUUAUCAGCGCAGAAUGCGCAUUCUUUCGUCAUACAAUUCUAGCAUCGUAGAUAUCAUGCCGGAAUAUCUUUCCGCCAAACCUCUGAAACUAGCAGAUCAAAAUUUUACAUGUCCCACUAGAUUUGCGGGAGAUUUCGUCUCGUCAUUAAUUCUGCCUCUCGU
Xylona heveae TC161 is the source of this 2390-nucleotide messenger RNA. RefSeq lists its product as hypothetical. The transcript has a single exon. NCBI's taxonomy places the organism in Eukaryota, Fungi, Ascomycota, Xylonomycetes, Xylonales, Xylonaceae. The record is from RefSeq and is a predicted model, not a curated record. The coding region runs from base 222 to 2099 and encodes 625 amino acids.